UUAGCUGUGAUUGAGGAUAUUUAGAUUUUCAUACUGUCACAAUAAUUUUGAUUAGCAAAUAGAUCUGAGGUAAUUUAAAUGACAGGCAUGUUAUUAAAGGCCUGCCUGUGAUAAGAUAAUCUGCCAGAGUGGAGGGUAAAGACACUGUUUCCUUGUUAAUAAUUAAUUGUGCUUUCCAUGUGGUAGAUUCACUCUAGUGCUUUAAGUCAACACCUGUUCAUUGCUUUACAUUUAAGUUGGCUUUCAUAGUACUUUUCAGGUUGACAAGCUUGCACUUAGUAGCAGGUUUGAUGUGUGUUCUGUAGGUGCCAGGGUUUAAUUCUGCCAGGUUAGAUAUGUAAAGGGGUUUAGAAACUACUAAAGUGGGUGAAGCAGGAAGCUGUGAAAUGACUCAAAGAAGAUGCUGAAGGGAGAAGUUUCAGAAGCUGGUAAGAAAAUGGCCUGCCAGUGGAUUCGUUCAAGCAGUGCAGAAAACAAGGUGCCACAUACUAGGAUGGAAGAUGAAGCUGCUAUCCAGCAAAUCUACAUAUUUGGAAAGAAAUUAGGUCAAGGCAGCUUUGGGGUAGUUUACGAAGCCACACAUAAAGAAACUGGAAAUAAAUGGGCAAUUAAAAAAGUGAACAGAGAAAAGGCAGGAAGCUCUGCUGUAAAGUUGCUGGAACGGGAAGUCAGCAUAUUAAAGCGUGUUAACCAAGAGCAUAUAAUACACUUAGAGGAAGUGUUUGAAACACCAAAGCGGAUGUACCUGGUGACAGAACUAUGUGAGGGCGGAGAACUGAAAGAAAUUCUUCAGAGAAAUAAACGCUUCACAGAGAAUGAGACCAGGCACAUAAUUAGCAGUUUAGCAACAGCUAUUGCAUAUCUACACAAAAAAGACAUUGUACACCGGGACCUAAAACUAGAGAACAUCUUAGUUAAAAGUGAUCAUAGUAAUCAAGGAAAUGAGAUGAUCCUUAAUAUCAAGGUGACAGAUUUUGGUUUAGCAGUGCAGAAAGGUGGCGUUGGUAGUGAAAAUAUGCUUCAGGCAACUUGUGGAACACCCAUUUACAUGGCUCCAGAAGUCAUCAACGCUCAUGACUACAGUCAGCAGUGUGACAUUUGGAGUAUAGGGGUUAUCAUGUACAUGUUAUUAUGUGGCGAGCCCCCCUUUAUUGCAAGUUCUGAAGAAAGACUUUUUGAGCUGAUCAGAAAGGGAGACCUGCACUUCACAGAUCCAGUCUGGCACACCAUUAGUAAUGCUGCAAAAAAUGUGUUAAAUUGCCUUUUGAAGGUAGAUCCAGCGCACCGCAUUACAGCCAAUGAGUUACUUGAUAAUCCUUGGAUCACUGGUGACACAUCCACACCAGCAAGACCUUCAAAUGUGUUGGAGAUGAUGAAGCAGUUUAGAGAUGAUCCAGAUGAUACGGAGUGUGGAGAGCUGGAAACUGAUCUGAAUGGCUUAUCACUGAAGUCGCCCGAGGACAAACCUGUUGGAUCUCUGGAGGUGGCAGAGCAGAGGGCAAGCUCAGCAAGCAGCAAUGGCACCUUAGAGCUUGGUCUUGAAGCAGAGACAGACAGCGGUAUCAGCAAACCUUCCACUCCAAAUAAACAGAUAAACAAAAAGAAGACUCUUACAAGUUCCUUAUCAAAUGGUUCAGUAAAAAAGAAUGGUUCGACUCUAAAGCCCUGUUGCACUCCUCCUUUAGGUGGCAAGUCUUCCCCAAUAUCAAGCAUAAAGCGAACAGGGCAGCAGGAUAAAUCUGAAUCCUGUUCCCAAAACCUUGCACCUUCAGUAAGGCAAUCUUCCUUUUCUGUAAAAGGAGAAGUCCGCAAGUCUCCUAUCCUUCCUAGAAGCAGCUCUGGACAGAAAAACAUAAAGUCAGCUGGCAAUUCUAAGACCAAAAAAAGUGUAUAGGGAAUACAGUGGAAAAACUACUGACAGACCAACUUAAGUGCCAAUGGAGAGGGCUGUACAAAUCAAAGCAACAGUGGGGUUCAGGGGAACGACACGGUUUGUCAUUAUGCACUUUACAGUUGGGAAUUAGAUUGCUUGGACUUGCUUUAAAUUGAUUCUGCAGUGCUUAGAGAAAUAUAUAGGACAAUAUUAGAGGAACCCUUGCUGUAAAUGUAUAUGUCGUGCGCUUUUCCAUGGAUGAUAUUUUUAAAUCUUUGUGUAAAAAAUGUUUUACAUAAUGUAUUUCUUUUACAGACUAGAGGCAUAUUGGCAGGUCUCUGCUGCAAAUUUCCUUAAAGGUAUUUGCUUAGUUUGCACAUGGGACACACUUGUACCAACUUUUGUGUAACAGGGUCGCUACCAAAAGACAGAGGAACUAUGCUAUUCUGUACAAAAGUUCUGGAUACAAUCACAAAGUUAGUUCACAUUGCACUGAGAGACUAACUUGAAAACAGUUAAGGUGGUUUGAGCACUCUUGUUGUGAUACAUGGGUUCAUGUCGACUAUAUUUGUGUUGUUUUUAAGUGUGCUUAACAUUUUAACAACUUUACAAAUUAGUAUUUGUCUACAUCACUUUUUUAUUGGUUUUAAAUGUAGAGAUUGCUAAUUCCUGAAGAAUAAGGGAUUUUUAAAACAUAUCCUCAUUCAUUCCAAUGCAAAGUUCACCUCAUUAAACUAUCCAUCUAUAAAUUCAAAAACACAUCAAAUUUAAAUCUUAGAUGUUUCUUUUAAGUUUACAAUACAUACACCUAUAAGCAGUAUUUAAUCAUUAUUAUUAAGGUAAAGAUAACUUCAAAAAGACUAUAAGGAUGUUGUUGUAUUAUAAUGAAGAUAACCUCCUUUUUACAAAGUAUUUAGUAUAGAUACUGGAACAUAUGAGCACAAUUUAGAAAUUACUGCUGACACAAGUACUUUUUAAAAAUACAUAUUUUUAAAGAAUUUAAUAUAUUGGCUGGAAUUCAAAAUGCCUUUACCUAGGGACAGUUCUGGUACAACUUUCUUAUCUAAAACAACAAACACGUCCAUACGCAUCUCCCAAGUGUGGGAUGGCAAAAUCCAGAAUGCAGAAGUAUUACAAAAUUGUAUUUUUUCAAUCACUUUGAUAUUGCUUUAUUAAAAACAAUACAAAAUAAAUAUGACAGCUAAGUUUCCACGAUAAGCCUAUUUGCAGGUGUUUUAUUUUCAAUAUAUCAGCCUGAAAAUGCUGAUCAGUAACAGAUCAUUUCCAAACAUCAUGAGAAAGAAUUUAGUAAUACAGGCAUUGCUGUGAUUUUCUUUCUUUUUUUUUUUUGUCUUGCUUCUGAAAUAAUCAUUUUAAGAAUUAAUGUUGCAUUCAUUUCAUACACAGUGUGCUAUCUUUCAAUGUAUUUUGGGGUGAAAAAACCUGGGAAUAAUGUUUGUAUCAUAACUGUGUUCUGUUCUGUACAUUAACAUACCUUAAAAUUAAACUUGGUUUCUUUUAGGGUCUAA
Molecule: messenger RNA, 3402 nt
Organism: Polyodon spathula (Mississippi paddlefish)
Lineage: Eukaryota; Metazoa; Chordata; Actinopteri; Acipenseriformes; Polyodontidae
Product: serine/threonine-protein kinase 33-like
Exons: 13
Coding region: 401-1894 (497 amino acids)
Biological process (GO): mitotic DNA damage checkpoint signaling; protein phosphorylation
Cellular component (GO): nucleus; cytoplasm
Molecular function (GO): protein serine/threonine kinase activity; ATP binding
Source: RefSeq, a predicted model, not a curated record